Morus notabilis is the source of this 1008-nucleotide messenger RNA. Its product is annotated as ADP-ribosylation factor-like protein 5. Bases 274 to 825 code for a protein of 183 amino acids. Lineage: Eukaryota; Viridiplantae; Streptophyta; Magnoliopsida; Rosales; Moraceae. Gene Ontology annotation, cellular component: trans-Golgi network; cytoplasm. Gene Ontology annotation, molecular function: GTPase activity; GTP binding. Gene Ontology annotation, biological process: vesicle-mediated transport; intracellular protein transport; protein localization to Golgi membrane. The transcript is spliced from 3 exons. The record is from RefSeq and is a predicted model, not a curated record.
UGUAAAAGCUUUGAUUUUUGUUUUGUUUUUUUGUUUUUUUUUUUUUUUUUUUUAGCGCAGCCAUAUAAUAUUCUUCUCCCAUUUCCUAGUCUCUUAUCUUUCCCUUUCCCAGGCAAUUUCUGAAAGCAAAGCAUUUCCUUUUCUCCUUCAAAGAUUCAAUUCGUAUUCAAGACCCGAAAUUAGGGUUUUCCCCCCCUUAAAUUAGCACAAAGCUAUCGAUCAUCUCUUGAAUCCAGGAUUUUUAUUUUUUGGGCAGGAAAUUGUGGUUAGAAGAUGGGGGCGUUCGUAUCUAGGGUUUGGUUCAUGUUGUUCCCGGCGAAAGAGUAUAAGAUUGUGGUGGUUGGCUUGGAUAACGCCGGGAAGACCACCACUCUUUACAAAUUACACUUGGGAGAGGUUGUCACCACUCACCCUACCGUUGGGAGCAACGUCGAAGAGCUUGUCUACAAGAACAUUCGGUUCGAGGUAUGGGAUCUUGGUGGACAAGAUAGACUAAGGACAUCAUGGGCAACAUAUUAUCGUGGUACUCAUGCCGUCAUUGUAGUGAUAGACAGUACCGAUAGAGCCAGGAUUUCCAUCAUGAAGGAUGAGCUCUUCAGGUUGCUGGGACAUGAGGAUCUUCAACACUCCGUUGUACUAGUCUUUGCUAACAAACAAGACCUUAAAGAUGCCAUGACACCAGCUGAGAUUACCGAUGCCCUUUCUCUGCACAGCAUUAAGAACCAUGACUGGCACAUCCAGGCCUGCUGUGCCCUCACCGGAGACGGCUUGUAUGACGGUCUAGGCUGGAUUGCUCAGAGAGUUACUGGGAAAGCAACAAGUUAAAAAGAGAGAAGAGAACAGAAACAACGGACAUUUCUAAUGUAUUCAGAGGAUGGUGGGAGAGUGAUAGACACGUAUAAUUUGUUUAUCAUCAAACUCUUUGAAUGCUCUAUUUCUGUGCAGAUCUGUAGAUUGUUCUCAAUUUCAACAUGUUGGAGGAAAAAAAAAAAAAAAAACAUUUUGAAA